Xyrichtys novacula (pearly razorfish) is the source of this 2271-nucleotide messenger RNA. The record is from the annotation of a GenBank genome assembly. NCBI's taxonomy places the organism in Eukaryota, Metazoa, Chordata, Actinopteri, Labriformes, Labridae.
GUACAGUGAAAUACAGUCAUGGUGUCCUGCAAAGUUUACAUCCUGGUUUCUAUUUGGAUCCUCUUUUUCACAAGAGCCUUCAGAGGAGAUGAGCUUCCCAGGGAGGCGGUGUUGUCCUGGUUUAAAGUGCGGGUUCUGGAGGGUCUGGAUUUAGAGGAGCCUCCUCAGACUUCCACGGAAGAUCCAGAUGGAGGUGCAUCAGAGAAAGAGGGAAGGCGUGCACCGCCGGGGCCCCCCAGGAUUCGGAGGACAUGUGCAACGAGGGUCAACCAGCAACCCAACCAGGAAACAACAGAAGUUAUUGUCUUCCCCAGUUCAGGUAAGACAUCAAAAUAUCUGAAGUCAAAAUAGAGAUAUCGAAAACUAAAUAUCUUUGUUUCUUACAUCAUAUUUUACUUUCAGUCUUCCAAGCCCUGACAUCUUAGCCAGUUGUGUAUCACAUGCUUAUCCCGGUGUUCGUGCAGGGGCACUCCCUGACUUCAGACAGGGGUGGCUAAACCUCGGGUACUUCCUUAAGCAGGGGUGGCCAGAUAUGUCUUUGCACUGGCAGCGCCCACUUCUUGAUCCUGCCCUAAAUCUUGAAAUAGAUUGACGUUUGACAAAAGAAAAAAUAAUGUUUGUCUUAAAAGGGACAAAAAAAGGACAAAAAUAUUGCAGAUAAAUGUGUUUUGAUGCACUUUAAUGCACUUGUUCUUCCCCACUAAAACUCUCUUUUGACAAUAAUGUGUUAUUUUUUUCAACAAUGCACCAAUUUAAAGGUGGGGUAGGCAGGAUUCUGUUAAAGAAGUAUCAUUUUUAGUGGUGUAAAGCGCUUUAACAAAGUAAGCCAAGUGUCUGUAACAGAAGUGUUUCUUGUCAAACGGGACCCGCUGCAUGUUGUAGCGCUGCUAAACUGUUGACCUCGGGUCCUGGACUAUGUCACUAUAUCCUAGUUGUAGAAGUCCUGCAAACAUUGUGUUUGCUGGUAGUCUGUUAGCAUCUACAGUAGCACCAAUGCUUUUUACUUUCACGUUGACUGGGCCCCAUUUGUAAUUAUCUGAAGUAUUUAUCUGCGAGACGGGACUGUAGGGUGGCCAAGAUUUCCAAAGGGUUGUGCCGUCAAAUGCCACCACACUGGCUACGCCCCUGGGUUUACACACACUAUAAACCCAGGGGCCUCUUUGGUCUAAUAAAACACUAAUUACCUCCACUGUCUGUUCUUUAUUCUCUCCUUUACAGACUCCUCCUGUUCCCCGUCUGACUCUGCUCCUGAAGAAACCACAAACAGCCACUUUACCUACUACUUCAAACCGUCUUUGGACCACCACGACAUCCUGCUCACAUCUGCCCACUUCUGGUUCUACGCAGGUCAAAGAGCUUCGUCCAACUCCUCCGCCCAGCUCUUCAUCCUCACUUCAGCUCAGCAGCUCCUUCAGGCGGCAGAAUCAGCAUCCACGAUGAGCUCAGACGGCUGGUUCACCUUUGACCUUGAUAAAAAGCUGCUGGCUUUUGUAGCGGAGGGUCCUUUUCUGCUGCAGGUCCGUUGUCCAGACUGUGAGUGCCAUGCCAACGAAUCGGACAAGACGCCGUUCCUCCAUCUCCACGUUCAGCCUCGUGGUCCGGUUAGAUCUCCCCGCCAGGCCCCUGUGACCAUCCCCUGGUCUCCUUCUGCCAUCAACCUCCUCCAGCGGCCCUCCCAGGAGAGACCCCAGUAUGGCGACUGCCACAGAGCGGAGAUCCAGAUCAGCUUCGAGGAGCUCGGCUGGGACAACUGGAUCGUCCACCCCAAGGUGCUGACGUUCUACUACUGCCACGGGAACUGCUCGGCCUGGGAUCAAACCAGCGUCAUGCUGGGGAUCACGCAGUGCUGCGCUCCGGUGCCGGGGAUGAUGAGGUCACUGAGGAUCACCACGACUUCUGAUGGAGGGUACUCGUUCAAAUACGAGACCCUGCCGAACAUCAUGCCUGAAGAGUGUACGUGUAUCUGACCAGAGGAGAAUUAAAGGGCCACUUCACCAAAAUUGAUCAAAUGUGUUGUAAUUUGGGUGGAAUUGCCCUUUAAAAUCAGGCUUCAAACUGACAUUUCUCCAUUUUAACCCUUUCUACGUUUGUUCCUUUUAAUAAGCAAGCAAAUUACUCAUGUCUGUACUUUUAGAACUCCCAUAGUCUUACCAGUAGAGGGCAGUGUACGCCCACAUUUGUCCUGCUUUAUUUUACAUUAGUUUCAUCAUAUUGACUGAAAUCUGCUGUUCAUUAGGGGAAUAUAAUGAUAUUAAAUCACUGUUUUAAACA